UAAAUAUUGAACGGUUCUUCUUCUCUCCCAAACUAACAUUUUCUCUCUCCUCCGCAACCCGCCGCCGUAACCACCAUGGGAACACCAGAAACAUCUCGAGAACCGUGUCCUGACCGUAUCCUCGACGACUUAGGCGGUGCCUUUGCCAUGGGAGCUGUCGGAGGUUCUGUCUUCCACUACGUCAGGGGUUCAAUCAACGCCCCUAAAGGUGAACGCAUCCUCCGAGCACUCGAAACUGUACGAAUGAGUGCACCGCGUACUGGUGGUGGGUUCGCCGUGUGGGGUGGUUUGUUCUCCACUUUUGAUUGUACUCUGGUCUACAUCCGCCAAAAGGAGGAUCCUUGGAAUUCUAUUUUCGCCGGCGCGGCUACCGGUGGGUUCCUUCAGGUGCGUCAGGGUCUACGCGCCUCCGGUCGUUCUGCCGCAUUUGGUGGGAUCCUUCUUGCUUUGAUUGAAGGUGCUGGGAUCAUGCUUAAUCGGGUUAUGUCGCCGCCUGCACAGAUUAUGUAUGAGGAUCCGAGUAUGGGUGCUGGGGCACCGCAGCAGAUGGGGGGUUAUGGGUUUGGAUUUCCGGGUCAGGCGGCGAACGUUGGUGGUGGUGGGUCUGAGGAGGUGAAUCAAGGUGGUAGUGGUGGUGGUGGGUUUUUUGGUGGGUGGUUUGGUGGUGAUGGGAAGAAGGAAGGGAGUAGUUCAAGUAGCAGUGGGAGCGAAGCCACAGUUUUGGAGAGCUUUGAUACGCCUACUCCUAUGCCUAAUUUUGAUUACAAAUGAGAUGGUGGUUUGUUUUCAGGGUCAUGUGAUGAAGUUGGCAGUGUUGAUUAUGCAAAAUUCACAAAAGAAAGUAUGCUCUGUCGAUUUUGCAGUGAAUUUGACCGUAGCUGAACUUGGGUUGAGAGUUGAGAUGUGUCUUUUAUCUCUCUGUUGUAGUUGAGGGUAGAUGAGAUAGUUGAGAUUCUGGUAACAUAGCGCCUAGUUAAAAUCAAAGGGUUUUAUGAACCUCAAUUUUUUGUUGUUAAGAGUAAUAAUUGUGUUAUAAUAUAACGACACGAAUACAUCACUCGUUAGAUGGCUCCUUAUCUAUGAAUACUGUUACUGUAUGA
Molecule: messenger RNA, 1100 nt
Organism: Spinacia oleracea (spinach)
Lineage: Eukaryota; Viridiplantae; Streptophyta; Magnoliopsida; Caryophyllales; Amaranthaceae
Product: mitochondrial import inner membrane translocase subunit TIM17-2-like
Exons: 2
Coding region: 76-771 (231 amino acids)
Biological process (GO): protein import into mitochondrial matrix
Cellular component (GO): TIM23 mitochondrial import inner membrane translocase complex
Molecular function (GO): transmembrane protein transporter activity
Source: RefSeq, a predicted model, not a curated record